CACUUGAAUCAACAUGUGAAGAGAGAGAGAGAGAGGGAGAGAGAGGGAUAGAGAGAGAGUGGGGGGGGGGGAUGGCUUGAAGAUAAUAAAAGGAGUAUUGAAGAGGGAUUCUUGUUGGGCUAAUCACCAACACCAUGUCCUUGUUGUUUAAGCAGACAAAAGGAAUCAUGGAGAAAAUACGCGAGGAACUUGGACAAAUCAGUGGAGAACAUCAUAGAAAAGUCAGUGAUAAGAAAAUAAGAAGGUUUGGAAGGAUAUGCGUCUUUUGUGGGAGUAGUGCGGGCAAAAAGCCAUCUUUCAGUGCCGCAGCUCUUGAGCUUGGAAAACAGCUGGUUGACAGGAAGAUUGAUUUGAUUUAUGGUGGUGGGAGUAUAGGGCUCAUGGGUUUGAUCUCUCAAACAGUCUUUAAUGGUGGCUGUCAUGUCUUAGGAAUUAUACCAAGAGCCCUACUGCCUCAUGAGAUUUUAGGAAAAACUAUUGGUGAAGUUAUGACAGUUGCAGACAUGCAUGAGAGAAAGUCAGAAAUGGCUAAACAUGCUGAUGCAUUCAUAGCCCUUCCUGGUGGGUAUGGGACAAUGGAGGAGUUAUUAGAAAUGAUAGCAUGGUCACAGCUAGGAAUACAUGAAAAACCUGUGGGAUUGUUGAAUGUUGAUGGUUACUACAAUAGCCUUUUAGCAUUAUUUGACAAAGGAGUUGAAGAAGGCUUCAUAGAGAGCUCAGCAAGGCAUAUUGUGGUUUCAGCAGAGACAGCAGAAGAGCUCAUCAGAAAAAUGGAGAAUUAUGCACCACUUCAUGACAGUGUGGCACCCAGACAAAGUUGGCAAGCAGACCAAUUAUUAGAGUCUCCCCCUACUGAUCCCAUGACUUGAAGUUUUAAAUAUUCUUUUUAUGUUUUGUGUGCAAAUAACAUA
Phalaenopsis equestris is the source of this 911-nucleotide messenger RNA. RefSeq names its product cytokinin riboside 5'-monophosphate phosphoribohydrolase LOG1-like. Gene Ontology annotation, biological process: cytokinin biosynthetic process. The transcript has 8 exons. Gene Ontology annotation, molecular function: hydrolase activity, hydrolyzing N-glycosyl compounds. The coding region runs from base 135 to 869 and encodes 244 amino acids. The record is from RefSeq and is a predicted model, not a curated record. NCBI's taxonomy places the organism in Eukaryota, Viridiplantae, Streptophyta, Magnoliopsida, Asparagales, Orchidaceae. Gene Ontology annotation, cellular component: nucleus; cytosol.